Molecule: messenger RNA, 1681 nt
Organism: Anopheles gambiae (African malaria mosquito)
Lineage: Eukaryota; Metazoa; Arthropoda; Insecta; Diptera; Culicidae
Product: caspase
Exons: 1
Coding region: 606-1364 (252 amino acids)
Biological process (GO): proteolysis
Molecular function (GO): cysteine-type endopeptidase activity
Source: RefSeq, a predicted model, not a curated record
UACGAGCCGUCAACACUUUGAAUUUGACCGAGAACGUGGUAUGACGAAAUCGCUUGAUACCGUGGGACCGUGGUAUCUAACCAACAUUAUAAAACUUUUGGCCUCACGUGCGGAAAAAUCGCCAAAUCAUUGUUUCCUGUUUGUUUGUUUUUUUUCACACAUCAGACCAGCAUUUCUGGCACUGAAAACCUACAUGCUACAAUAGCUCACUUACUCAUAACUAUUCCAGGUAACUUUUGAAAUUUAUCAAUAGCUAUUUAUACUGAUAUCCCUCGAAACAUUGUGAACGUGUUUUGUUUCUAUUUGGAUUCUUAAAACAAUUUUGAUGUUACAGAAGUAACUUCUUAAAAAAUCAGGUAUUUUAAAAUGCGAAUGAACAAUUGAGAAUAGUGGAAAGAAUUCAAUUUAUAUGACAGUAGCAUUUGUUCAUAAUUUGCUCCAAAAGCAAAGUGCGCCUAUUUGAAUUUUUGCCACUGUAAUCAUGAAAUAUCUUAUCAGUGUAAAACAAAAAAAAAACCCUGAUAGUAGCAAUUUUGGUAGGAAGUAUAAACUGUCGGUUGUUGGAAGUUUAUCCACACAAGGAAGCAGAUAGUUGAAUAAAGGUGAUGGAUUCAAUCCUGGAGUUCGAGCUGAAAUCGUACGACACGACGCAUCCAAACCGUGGCAUUGCAGUGGUCAUAAAUGAUAGUGAAAGGAGAGAAGGUUCGGAAAAAGACGUACAAGAUGUGGUGGCUACGCUGGAGGGUUUGAAAUUUAACGUGCGUACCUUCCAGGAUAACACAAAGAAAGAGAUCAAAAAAGCUCUAUACAAAGUGGCCCGCGAGGAUCACAACGAAAACGACUGUCUGGUAAUUGUGGCGAUGGCACACGGAAAGAAAGAUCAUAUCACGCUGAAAAAAGAAAAGCUGCGAAUCGACAAACUGUGGGCUAGUUUUGUGGGAAACAAGUGUCCUUCAUUGAUUGGGAAACCGAAGCUUGUGUUCAUUCAAACGUGUCGCGGUGAUAACGUAGACUUUGGAGUAGCUUCGCACGAGACAGAUUCGACACCCUGUUCAGUGGAUCCUGCACCUGGUAUUAUACCAAUGUAUGCGGAUCUGUUGGUGAUGUACUCAUCCUACGACCGUCACAUAUCGGUUCGCUGCAAGGACAAAGGAUCCUGGUUCAUACAAUCGCUUUGCCAAGUGUUGCGCGACAACAUUGCCGGAAAGGAGCUUAUCAGCUUGCUAACCCAAGUGUCCUACAUCGUGUCGUGCCAAACAUCCAUCACGUCCGACGGGGAAACGGUUAAACAAAUACCGUCUAUUAACUCAAUGCUCACGAAAGCCUUCUACUUUGUGCCAAAACAAACUCAGCAGAUAAGCUGAAAGCUGUAAAGCAUUUAGAAAAUAAAUGAACUCCAAGCUAUUUUAUGUUGCGAUGGCUCGGUUGUUUUGUUCUGAAUUCUUCCGAAACAUAAUUAAACAAUAUUUGACUGCCUUAGCCAUCAUACAUAUCAGUCAGUGAUGUAUAUAGAUGUACAGGUAGUCCCCAACCUCUUAUACGAAGAUUUGGACGAGGAAUAAAUUUGACAGUUCUUUGAGCAAAUUGUACUGAUUUGACACAUGAAUUGUAAAAUGCCAAAUAAUUUCCCUUUGAUUGAAUGUUAAAAACCAUUUCAACAGGUUUAAAACUGCUGUAAUAA